GGACGCUGCGUUUCCGCCUCGUCCCGGGCAGCGGCGGCUCCGCGCCGUGGCUCAGCGCGCCCCGGGGUGCAGCCGGGGGCCGGUUUCGCCGGGGUGCGAGAGCGGGGCCGGGCCGGAGGGCAGCAGCCUAGAAACACAGCAACGUGAACUGCACGAGGUGAAUUCCACCGAAAUCCAGCCUCCUGAAGCAGGUAUAGUUUCAAAGCUGGCAAGAGUCUGUUCUGGAGAAGGUGUGAUCUCUGCCUCUCCCCCAGCCUGGUGCCAUGGCUGACACCAUUUUUGGCAGCGGGAUGGGGCAAUGGGUGUGCCCCAACGACCGGCAACUGGCCCUGCGUGCCAAGCUCCAGACAGGCUGGUCAGUGCACACAUUUCAGACUGAGAAGCAGAGGAAGAUGCAGGCUCUGAGCCCACGGGAACUUGAGGUCAUUCUGGAAGUCAUCCGCAAGGCGGAGGAAUUGGACAUCAUCGAGCAGCAGCGCAUUGGGCGCCUGGUAGAGCGGCUGGAGAACAUGAGGAAGAACGUGAUGGGCAACGGCCUCUCGCAGUGUCUGCUCUGUGGGGAGAUGCUCGGGCUGCUGGGCAGUACCUCUGUCUUCUGUCAGGACUGCAAAAAGAAAGUUUGCACCAAGUGUGGAAUAGAAACCUUUGGAGCUCAGAAACGUCCUCUUUGGUUGUGCAAGAUCUGCAGUGAACAGAGAGAGGUCUGGAAAAGGUCUGGUGCGUGGUUCUACAAAGGGCUGCCCAAGUACAUCACCCCUUUGAAGAGCAGCAGCAAAUGCAGCGAGCUGCCCUCGCAGCCUUGGCAAAGCGAGGCAGCCGUGCCGCAGGCAGCGAGCGUCGGGACCAGCCGAUCCUUCACCUGGGCCAGGGGAAAAGUGGUUUCUAGCGACAGUGAGAGUGAGUCGGAGCUCAGUUCCUCCAGCCUGGAUGACAAGCCCUUACCUGUGGGAUCAAAAGGUUCACAGGGCAGAAAGCACCAAGCAGGACUGGCACCCAUCGGGGAAUCCAGCCAGGCUGUGGGCAGGGCUCUGGGGACCCCCCACUCCCCUGUGCUCUCGGGGAGCCACAGCAGCCUGGGCAGCGAGCAGGGGGCUGCCCUCAGCGCCACCGAGAGCUGCCAGAGCGACAGCGACAUGGGCAGCAGAGUCCCUGGCAAACAGUGCAUCCACACCAGAAGGCGACGCUGACGGAGGACAAGACGGAGCUGCUGUGUCUGGAGCCAACACUCACCCCUUGCCCACUCCUGUAGACCUCACUCCAGAUGCUGACUGCUGCUGCUGCUGACUUUAUGAUGCUGACACUUGCACAGACAUUAGCAACACGAUGGCACCUGGGAAAAGCACCUGCCUGUCCUCCCUGCCUCGGUGACCUGGUUUAUGGUUUGGUCUGGUUUCCCCUCCUGCUGACUGACAUGCACUUUGGGGUGCUGUGUGGUGCUGCCGUGGGGUCCAGACCUGUGUUGGUUGGAAGGGGCAUGUUGAAGUGCUCACUGGAGCUGAAGAAAUGUGUGUGGCCUCCACUGUUCUGGCUUGCCAAGCCCAGCCUUGAGUUCAGCCUCCUGACUUUGCAGUCUUUAGGAGAAAGUGAAAUUCGUCCCUAUGUCCCUCAAAUGGGGUGUGAGGAGACCGCAGCCCUUCUUCUGCUUCUCAGUCCAAGGGUGAAUUUCCUUCUGUGACCCCCAAGGGUGAGAGUAGUGCUCUGAUUUGCACUUGACUCCUGUGAGCACAGGGUGUCACCUCUUGUGUUUCUUGUCAUCCACGUUCUGGUUUGAAGUGGUAUGAGUUUGGGGGGAGCAUCUUGAAUCAGCUGCUGAAGUUGUGCUCCCGCUGAGGUCUCUCUCUGGUAGGGCUGACUGCUCAGAGAGACACUUCAGUUUCUUUAGUAACACUCAGAGGAAUUUGCAGUGAAUUUUUUGGUCCCUUUGGAUGUGCACUGGCCUGUGUUUCCUGUGAGGAGGGGGAUGCUUUGGCAGUGGGAUCAUGAGCAGUAUGUUUGUGCUGCAGCUCUUGGGUGGGAGAACACCCACUACCCCAUGGCCCAGCUGGCUACCCAAGUUAGAUAAAAGCUUUUAGAUUACUUGAUCUUGUUAAGCUCUGCAAAUUAUCCUCCUACAUGCACACCUGUUAUCUCUUGCCUUUGUGUUACCUUUUUCCUUCAAGUCUUGAGCAUCUGACUGACUGUGAUGGUGGUGUUCAUGGUCAGGCUGUAGAAAGCGGUGUGCCCUGCUCCUGCUUGUUCUCUGGGAUGGACAAUUUCCCUCUGAGGCCUGACAGGUGAGAAAAAACAAAUUACCUGACAUCUCUGGAGCAAUUAAAUCUUUAAAAGCCAGAGCAAAACCCACACUAGGCAAGCAGGGAGUCUGUAGAUAUUAUUCAGUACUUUGGAUCUGACCCCUCUUUUGGUGAAGAACCAAAGGAUUCCAAAAAGUUCCCUCUGAAAUCAUGGAUUUAAAAGUAAUUUGUGCCUGUUAAUGUUAGCCUUUUCCCUUGGUUAUUACUCUUCUGUUCUCCUUUGCUGCUGGGCACUUUGUGCACAUGUAGUAUAUGCUCUUACAAAUGGCUGCAGUAUGAAGAUAAAUGAGAUUGGGUGCUGGAACACUCUUGAGGAGAUCGGAAAUCAAUCCUUGACUUUAAAUGAACGUGGUCCAACAGAGGACUGUUCUUUUGCUACUUUUCCAGCUAAUGUGCAAUGGCAGAUUGUUGGGAAGAUCCUUCCAGCUCUUCCCCUGUGAUCUGUUUCUGCCCUUUUAAAAAUGAAAACAAAAGCUUUGGAUGAUGUGGGCUUUUGGAGACAGAGAAACUGCUGAACGUGGGCUUCACAACACUGCUGUUGAAGGGAGCAAGGGAUGAGGCUGUUCUCCACUGAGAGCUGUUUCAUGUCAUGAUCUGUGGUGUUUGAACAUGGCCAUUGAGACUCAACCAGCUGCAUCCCUGAAAGUUAUUAGUUGUCUCUGAGAAAGUAGAUCCAAAGGUCAGCUUCUGCUGGGAUGUGGGUGUGAUUUCAGAGCUGAAGUCAUGCUGUGUCUUCCAAGAGCUGUAGGACCUUCAGUUUCAGAAGGAUUUUGCCACUAAAGAAGUCCUUUCUUGCCUUGGAGCUUUUGACAGUCCUGCUGAAGCUGUCUUGCUUGUGCUGUCGUUACUGCAGUGCUUCAGCCAGCCUGGCCUGCCAGCCUAAGUUAAUUCUAGGAAAGAAGGAGAAAGAAUAAAACCCACUUGAAAAUAGAUUCUCUUUUCUUUAAACCUGUUGCUUUCACAUCAAAAACUCUACAGUGAGCUACGAAGAGUUUUUCAAAUUGAGCAUGUAGUUUCUAGCUUUUAUAGUGUCUCUUGUUCUUCAUUCCUGGGCAGUGUAGGCAGGUCAGUCAUGUUUUCACCCCCGCUCUCGCUUCCCACAGGUUGCCAGCUCAGCCCAGGAACCUGGUUAUCCUUGCUGGUUUACUGUGCUGCUUUGAGGCAUGAGUUUGAUUUCUAACUGAGACUAGGUUUUAUGAAGCACUCUCAGAGAUAAAUGUGGGACAGCUCUUGUACCAGGGAGACUGGAAACCUUUCUUUCUUACCUCUCGAUUUUACCACCAUGGGGUAAUUCACCUGAGUUCAAACCAGAACUGUUCAGUCAUCUAUGGAAAAACUCCUCAGAUCAAGGGAAGAGUCCAGCCCAGGAGAAUGUGAUCUAGCUUUGAAUGUAGUAGAGGAACACCUUCAGCUCUGUGCAUGGGUUUUUUUUGUGUUAAAGACCACUUUUCCCUUUGUUACAUCUUUCUUGUGUUUUGUAGCUCUCCUUGGGAUAGUAUCUUAAACCUGUACCAGUUGGCUGAAAAUAGGCAAGAAGGGCUCAGUGAACAGUGCUCAGCCUGCUCUGGUUGUUUGUGUUUCAUUUGUUAUUUUGUUGUGCUCACCUCCAUCCCUUACAGUUUUUAUGUACUGUUUUACUACUGAAAACAAUAAAGCUGUGGCUCAGUAACAACUGCUUGCCAUUCUUGAAA
Molecule: messenger RNA, 3982 nt
Organism: Colius striatus (speckled mousebird)
Lineage: Eukaryota; Metazoa; Chordata; Aves; Coliiformes; Coliidae
Gene: RPH3AL
Product: rabphilin 3A like (without C2 domains)
Exons: 11
Coding region: 264-1187 (307 amino acids)
Biological process (GO): intracellular protein transport
Molecular function (GO): small GTPase binding
Source: RefSeq, a predicted model, not a curated record